Messenger RNA from Melitaea cinxia (Glanville fritillary), 1379 nucleotides. It is a transcript of the gene Rpt6, whose product is annotated as 26S proteasome regulatory subunit 8. Bases 118 to 1326 code for a protein of 402 amino acids. The record is from RefSeq and is a predicted model, not a curated record. NCBI's taxonomy places the organism in Eukaryota, Metazoa, Arthropoda, Insecta, Lepidoptera, Nymphalidae. Gene Ontology annotation, cellular component: proteasome regulatory particle, base subcomplex. The transcript has a single exon. Gene Ontology annotation, biological process: proteasome-mediated ubiquitin-dependent protein catabolic process. Gene Ontology annotation, molecular function: ATP hydrolysis activity; ATP binding; proteasome-activating activity.
UGUCAUUGUCAUCGACAUUCAUUCGCCGUUGUUAAAUUAUAAUUUCUCGUUUGCCUUGUUUCUUGUUUGGUAACUAAACUCUUCUAUUAGACAUUAAUGUAAGAGAGAACUACCACAAUGACGCUUACUAAAAUGGAGGUGGACUCUGUGAAGGGUGAAGGCUUUCGGCCCUACUACACAACAAAGAUCGAAGAACUUCAAUUAAUCGUUGCCGAAAAGUCUCAAAACCUUCGUCGUCUCCAAGCCCAACGAAAUGAACUCAAUGCUAAAGUUCGUAUGCUGCGAGAAGAACUCCAACUUCUGCAGGAACAAGGUUCCUACGUCGGGGAGGUCGUUAAACCUAUGGACAAAAAGAAGGUACUCGUUAAAGUGCACCCAGAGGGCAAGUUCGUAGUUGAUUUAGACAAAAACGUCGAUAUUAAUGAUGUUACUGCUAACUGCCGCGUCGCACUUCGCAAUGAAAGCUAUACUCUUCAUAAAAUCCUCCCAAACAAAGUCGAUCCCCUUGUGUCUCUUAUGAUGGUUGAAAAAGUGCCAGAUUCUACUUAUGAGAUGGUAGGAGGUUUGGACAAGCAAAUUAAGGAGAUCAAAGAGGUUAUUGAAUUACCAGUUAAACAUCCUGAGUUGUUUGAUGCUUUGGGUAUCGCUCAACCUAAAGGAGUGUUACUAUAUGGUCCACCGGGUACAGGUAAGACUUUACUAGCGCGUGCUGUCGCCCACCACACUGAAUGCACCUUCAUCCGAGUCUCUGGUUCCGAGUUGGUGCAGAAAUUUAUUGGUGAAGGAAGUCGUAUGGUAAGAGAGCUCUUUGUGAUGGCUAGAGAGCAUGCUCCCUCUAUUAUUUUCAUGGAUGAAAUCGAUUCUAUAGGAUCAUCCCGUAUUGAAUCUGGUAGCGGAGGUGAUUCUGAAGUACAAAGAACUAUGUUAGAGCUGCUUAACCAACUGGAUGGAUUUGAGGCCACAAAGAACAUUAAAGUCAUCAUGGCUACUAACCGAAUUGACAUUCUCGAUCCUGCUCUUUUAAGACCUGGUCGUAUUGACAGGAAGAUUGAGUUUCCCCCACCAAAUGAGGAGGCUCGUUUAGAUAUUCUGAAAAUUCAUUCUCGUAAAAUGAAUCUUACAAGAGGUAUCAAUCUAAGAAAAAUAGCAGAACUGAUGCCAGGUGCAUCUGGAGCUGAGGUCAAGGGUGUCUGUACUGAAGCUGGUAUGUAUGCUCUCAGAGAGCGUAGAGUCCACGUUACACAGGAAGAUUUUGAAAUGGCUGUUGCCAAGGUUAUGCAAAAGGACUCUGAGAAGAAUAUGUCUAUCAAGAAACUGUGGAAGUAAUUUUGCUUUUAUUUGUAACUUCUAUGUAUUAGAUUAAUAAAUGAUUUCUUAUA